Molecule: messenger RNA, 1785 nt
Organism: Oncorhynchus gorbuscha (pink salmon)
Lineage: Eukaryota; Metazoa; Chordata; Actinopteri; Salmoniformes; Salmonidae
Product: receptor-type tyrosine-protein phosphatase O-like
Exons: 15
Coding region: 35-1627 (530 amino acids)
Biological process (GO): podocyte differentiation; axon guidance; regulation of glomerular filtration
Cellular component (GO): glutamatergic synapse; plasma membrane; GABA-ergic synapse
Molecular function (GO): protein tyrosine phosphatase activity; Wnt-protein binding; cadherin binding
Source: RefSeq, a predicted model, not a curated record
AUCCCUGUUCCCCCUGCAGGUCACCCGUAAUGUGAUGGGUGCCAGUCUGGCUCUGCCUCCAGGAGACAUUUAUAACCUGACUGUAUCAGCCUGUACCGAAGGCAAACGCAACUCCUCUGUCCCCAACAUCAUUAAACUGGAGCCAGCCCCUCCGCGGUCCCUGUACGCGGUGAACGCCACCCACUCCUCAGUGACCCUGCUCUGGAGCGGGGAGGGAGUGGUUGACUUCUACCAGGUGCUCUGUAAACCCACCAACACCAUCAACAAGGACCUCAAGGCUCGGGAGCCUCUAACAGCCCAGUCCCAUGUGGUGACAGUGUCCAGCCUGCUUCCCUCCUCCUCCUAUAACUGCAGUGUGAUCAGUUAUAGCUACAGUACGCCCAGCGAGCCAGCGUUCAUACACAUCUCUACUACAGCCAGAGAGAUGAACCCCAGCGUAGCUGCCAUCUCUGCUCUAGCAGUCCUCAGUGUCCUCCUUCUCAGCCUGCUGGUCCUCUUCCUACUGAUGCUGCGUAAGAAACACCUGCAGAUGGCCAGGGAGUGCGGAGCAGAAACAUUUGUCAACUUCGCUUCGUUUGAGAGAGACAGCAAACUGCCCUACAACUGGCGAAGGAGCCUCUUUGCCUUCCUCACCCUCCUGCCAUCCUGCCUUUGGACUGACUAUCUGUUGGCUUUUUAUAUUAAUCCUUGGAGCAAGACUGCUUUAAAGAAACGGAAGCUAACAAGCCCUGUCCAGAUGGAUGACUUUGAUGCGUACCUCAAAGACAUGAGCAAAGACUCCGCCUACAAGUUCUCUCUGCAGUUUGAGGAGCUGAAGAGCGUAGGUCUGGAUCUUUCCCAUGAUGCAGCAGACCUGCCUAUCAACAGACCCAAGAACCGCUACACCAACAUCCUGCCGUAUGACUUCAGCAGAGUGAAGGUGAUCUAUUUACAUAACGACGAGGGAUCAGACUACAUCAACGCCAACUACAUACCAGGUUAUAAAUCACCCAGAGAGUACAUCGCUACCCAGGGUCCUCUGCCUGAGACGAGGAACGACUUCUGGAACAUGAUCCUGCAGCAGAAGAGCCACAUCAUUGUGAUGCUGACGCAGUGCAACGAGAGACGCAGGGUGAAGUGUGACCACUACUGGCCAUUCACAGAUGAGCCGGUGACCUACGGAGAGAUCAGUGUGGAGAUGCUGUUGGAGUCAGAGUCUCCAGAGUGGACCAUAAGGAACUUCAGACUGGGAUAUGCUGACGAGUCUCAGGACGUCCUCCACCUCAACUACACGUCCUGGCCGGACCACGGUGUCCCCACGGUCAACGCCAUCGAUAGCAUCCUGCAGUUCGUACACAUCGUCCGCCAGCAGGCCAACCGCACCAAAGAACCCAUUGUGGUUCACUGCAGUGCUGGUGUGGGCCGGACAGGGACCUUCAUCGCUCUGGACCGACUGAUGCAGCACAUCAGAGAACAUGAGUAUACUGACAUCCUGGGUAUGGUGUCUGAGAUGAGGUCUCAUCGACUCUCCAUGGUCCAGACAGAGGAGCAGUAUGUGUUCAUCCACCAGUGUGUCCUGCUGAUGUGGAAGAAGAAGACACAGUCCAUCACCAGUGAUGUCAUCUACGAGAACAUCAGCAAGUCCUAGUGACGCCUCCUGCACAACGCCGUGACAUCACUCAGACUCCCGUGCUUCAGGCAUCCGUUCUCUACCGAGACACGUUUCAUCAUUGAUACAACAAAAUAAAUGAACACAGAAUGUUUGACUAAUCUGACAACAACACAAGAAGAACAACAUGAAGAUGG